ACCUGCUGGAAACACUUUGAAGUAUCAACAAUGAACUUGAUGUUAACAUUAUUCUUCUCUGGAAUAGUUGGCUGUUGUGGUCGCUCCACUGGUGAUUUGGUAUCCAGGUUACUUCUCGUGUCCUUUGAUGGCUUCAGGGCUGAUUACUUGGAAACCUAUAAACUUCCUCAUCUCCAGGAGUUCAUUAAGGAUGGUGUGCUUGUAAAAGAAGUGACAAACUCUUUUAUCACCAAGACUUUCCCAAACCAUUACACCAUAGUGACGGGUUUAUAUGAGGAGAGCCAUGGCAUCGUGGCUAACGACAUGUAUGACCCAGAUGCUCAGAAGAAGUUUUCACAGUUCAAUGAUUCAGAUGCCUUCUGGUGGAACGAAGCAGUCCCGAUUUGGGCAACAAACCAACAGCAGGGAAAUGGGGCAAGUGCUGCUGCCAUGUGGCCUGGUAGUGAUGUAAAAAUUAACGACACGACCCCUCAGUUCUUUAUGAAGUAUAACUUCUCAGUUACGUUUGAGGAGAGAGUGGAGAAAAUUGUGGCAUGGCUGAACAGCUCUAACCCAAUAGUCAAUUUUGCUACGUUAUACUGGGAAGAACCAGAUGCAAGUGGGCACAAAUAUGGCCCAGAUGACCAUGAGAACAUGCGCCAAGUAUUAGAAGAAGUGGAUAAUCACAUUGGUUUCCUUACUGAUAAAUUGAAGGCCUUUGGUUUGUGGGACACUAUUAAUAUCAUCAUAACAAGUGAUCAUGGAAUGGCAUCGUGUUCUGCAAACAAGCUGAUUAUCCUGGAUGACUGCAUUGGUCGCAAUAACUAUACUCUGAUAGACAGGACUCCAGUUGCUGCAGUGCUGCCAAAGCAGAACAAAAGCGAUGUCUACAACUUACUGAAAAAAUGCAGUAGUCACAUGAAAGUGUAUCUCAAAGAAGAAAUUCCAGACAGAUUUCAUUAUCGUCACAAUAAGAGGAUUCAGCCCAUAAUUCUGGUUGCAGAUGAAGGUUGGACAAUUGUACAAAAUGAGUCAUUUUCAAAAUUAGGUGACCACGGCUAUGACAACGCUCUCCCGAGCAUGCACCCAUUCCUGGCCGCUCGCGGGCCAGCUUUUCACCGGGGUUACAAGCAGGGCACGAUGAACAACGUGGAUAUUUACCCCAUGAUGUGCCACAUCCUGGGGCUGACGCCGCGGCCGCACAACGGCACUUUUAGUAACGCCAAGUGCCUGCUCGCUGACCAGUGGUGUGUCAAUCUUCCCGAAGCUGUUGGGAUAGUUAUUGGGGCUUUAACCAUACUGACUUCUUUCACCUGCAUUCUAAUCAUCUCAAAGAAGAAAACAGCUGCCCCACGGCCCUUUUCCCGACUUCAAUUACAGUCUGAUGACGAUGAUCCUUUAAUUGGAUAG
Messenger RNA from Chaetura pelagica (chimney swift), 1389 nucleotides. RefSeq names its product ectonucleotide pyrophosphatase/phosphodiesterase 4 (putative) (gene ENPP4). NCBI's taxonomy places the organism in Eukaryota, Metazoa, Chordata, Aves, Apodiformes, Apodidae. The transcript has 3 exons. Bases 31 to 1389 code for a protein of 452 amino acids. The record is from RefSeq and is a predicted model, not a curated record.